Messenger RNA from Onychomys torridus (southern grasshopper mouse), 1257 nucleotides. RefSeq names its product interleukin 5 receptor subunit alpha (gene Il5ra). Gene Ontology annotation, biological process: cytokine-mediated signaling pathway; immunoglobulin mediated immune response. Gene Ontology annotation, molecular function: cytokine receptor activity; protein binding. The transcript is spliced from 11 exons. Bases 4 to 1257 code for a protein of 417 amino acids. Gene Ontology annotation, cellular component: membrane; external side of plasma membrane. The record is from RefSeq and is a predicted model, not a curated record. Lineage: Eukaryota; Metazoa; Chordata; Mammalia; Rodentia; Cricetidae.
AUCAUGCUGCCUAUGUUACUAAUCCUUGUGGGGGCUUGGACAACACUGCAAGCUGACUUCCUUUCUGACAAAAAGGUUUUACUUCUACCACCUGUCAAUUUUACUGUUAAAGCCAUUGGAUUAGCUCAAGUUCUUUUACACUGGGCUCCAAAUCCUGAGCAAGGGCAAAGAAAUGAUGAUCUACAAUAUCACGUGAAAAUAAAUGCUCCACAAGAAGAUGAGUAUAAUACCAGGAAGACUGAAAGCAAAUAUGUGGCCCCCCUUCAUGACGGCUUUUCAGCUAGUGUGAGGAGCAUCCUAUGGAAAAGCCACUCUCUCCUGGCUAGCAGUUGGGUUUCUGCUGAACUCAAAGCUCCAUCAGGGUCUUCUGGAACCUCAGUUAUGAAUUUAACUUGUAUGACAAACACUGUUGUGAGUAGUCACACCCACCUAAGGCCAUACCAAGUGUCUCUUCGCUGCACCUGGCUUAUUGGCAAGGAUGCCCCUGAGGACACACAAUAUUUCCUAUACUACAGGUUUGGUGUUUGGACUGAAGAAUGCCAGGAAUACAGCAGAGAUGCACUGGACAGAAAUACGGCAUGCUGGUUUCCCAGGACAUUUAUCAACAGCAAAGGGUUUGAGCAGCUUGCAGUGCAUGUUAAUGGCUCAAGCAAGCAUGCUGCAAUCAAGCCCUUUGAUCAGCUGUUCACUCCGCAUGCCAUUGAUCAAGUGAAUCCUCCAAUGAAUGUGACAGUUGAGAUUGAAGAAACUUCUCUUUAUAUCCAGUGGGAGAAGCCAGUUUCUGCCUUUCCAGUCCAUUGCUUCAAUUAUGAAUUGAAAAUUUACAACACAAAGAAUGGUUACUUUCAGAUGGAAAAACUGGCCACCAAUAAAUUUAUCUCAAAAAUUGAUGCCAUUUCUACAUACUCCAUUCAAGUGAGAGCACUUCUGAGCUCGUCCUGCAGGGUGUCUGGAAGCUGGGGCCAGUGGAGUCAACCCAUUUAUGUGGGUGAUGAUGAGAAGAAACCCUUGGCAGAGUGGCAUCUCAUUGUGCUUCCAGCCACCGCCUGCUUCGUCUUGUUAAUCUUCUCACUCAUCUGCAGAGUGAGUCGCAUAUGGAUCAAGUUAUUUCCACCAAUUCCAGCCCCUAAGAGCAACAUCAAAGAUCUCCUUGUGGUGACUGACUAUGAGAAAGCUGCUUGGAAUGAAACCAAAAUUGAAGCUGUAAGUUGUGUGGAAGAGGCUGGAUUUGAAGUCAUGGAAAAUUCCAUGUUUUGA